UCGCUGCCGUAGUGCCGUCUUUCCGCCGCGGCCGUCGUCGUCACACGUUUAUUAUUACUAUUUAUUGUUGUUAUUAUAAUAUUUCCCCGUUUUGUUCGAUACAGACACACGAGAUUUCUUUGUGUGACCACGGCGGUGUGUGUGCGCGCGCCACGAACUCCGUUCCUCGGCGCCUAGCGACCGCGACCGCAUUGCCAUCGCCACCGCACACACACGACCACUGUGCUCUGGCGCACCGACGGGACGCGUUGAACCUGUCGGCGGAGUACGGCGCGACAUGAGCAUUGCGAUCUCCUCCGUGGCGUUGCGGUCGUCGUCCGGACAGAACGUACUCGACGUGUCUGCGGCUCGUAUCUGGGCCAGUGCGCUCGGCGGGUAUGUACCCUUGUGCGCCGUUGUUCUAAUGGUGGUCGUCGGCUGACGUGCCCGCUCCGACUUCGUCGUUCUUUGUACGAUAUUUUUCAGUCGUAGUCGCAGUGUGUGUGUGUUCUCGAUGUACUACCUGUAAUAAUAAUAAUAAUAAUAAUAAUAUUGAUAUCUAAUGUCUAAUAACGUCGUCGUGUUGCCCGGGUAUUACGAUUGCCACUAUUAUUUUAGUAGUCAAUAAUCGAACGGAGACUUAUGCAUUAACGUCUCAGUCAUGCAAGAAAAACUACCCAUAUCUGAUCCUUCAGAUACGCAAAUGGUUUCGCAGUAUCCAAAAAUGAAGAAUGAUGAAGGAUUUUCUAGAAACACAAGCUUUUCUUCCAUGAAUUUUGACAUUUGCAGAAUAUGUCACUGUGAAGGCGACAUUGACACACCCUUAAUAGCACCAUGUUAUUGUGCUGGUUCAUUACGAUAUGUGCAUCAAUUGUGUUUACAACAAUGGAUUAAAUCAUCAAAUAUACGAUGCUGUGAACUUUGUAAAUUUCAAUUCAUUAUGCAAACCAGAACUAAACCUUUUAGUCAAUGGGAACAUUUAGAAAUGUCUGGCAUGGAGCGGAAAAAGUUGAUAUGUGCAAUGCUGUUUCAUAUAAUUGCCAUGACAUGUGUUUGUUGGUCACUCUAUGUUCUUAUGGAUCGCACAAUGGAGGAAGUUGAACGUGGACAGUUGGACUGGCCAUUUUGGACAAAGCUUAUCGUUGUGGGCAUCGGCUUUACAGGUGGUGUUGUUUUCAUGUACAUACAGUGCAAGUCAUAUUUUAUGCUUUGUCAAAGAUGGAAAGCAUAUAAUAGGGUAAUAUAUGUACAAAAUGCCCCAGAAAAACCACGCAAAAAUCAAACUUUACUUAUUGAUGUUGCUGAGAGUAGUUCAGUUGAAACUAAUGGAGUUGCAUCAAUUGUGCCUUUUAAACCACCUAUCGAACAAAAUGAUGAAACCAGUAUCGAUCUCAAAGGUGUACGUAAUGUUCAUAUAUUUUUUAAUAAUGAAGAUAAUCCCAUUAGAUUUCAAGAGGUUGACAACCGAGAACAAGAAGAUGUUGAAAAACCAAUUUCAAGUGAUACUGGAACCUCAUGGCAUAUACAGAUAGGAAAAACUCAAGGAGAAAAUCCUGAAAGUGAAUGUAAUCAGGCAGCUGUAUGUCAAAGCAAUCAGUCAGAUCCAUCAUUUUUAAAAUUGCAAAUUAAAACAGCAGAAAUAGUAAUCAAAUUUGGACAAAAUGAAACUGUUCCUAAUGAAAAUGAGUUUGACAACAAAAAUGUUAACAUUCAAAUUGAAGAAUCAAAAUCUAAAAAUGACGUGCCUGAUACCGCAAAUCCAGUUCAAAUACGAUUGGAUUUUGGAAGAGAUAAGAAUUAUGAAGACAUAGAAGAAGCCCAUGGGUCACCUUCUCAAUCGCCAUUAUUAUCAUCUAGAAGACUCUCUAACUAUAGAGAUGAUAAAUAACAACUUUAUACACUUAUUAUAAGCUAAUCUGUGAUUUAACAGAAAAUAAAACAUCAUAGAAUUUAUUUUCUUCCCACUUAGUUUAAUACAAUUUUUUUGUUUUUUUUUUUUGAGCAUUUAUUUCAAAUAAUCAUUUAUAGAUUUUUUAACACUGACAAAAAUAUAAUUUCUUCUUUUUAUAAACCUAUUUUGUGUUAAUAUUUAAGUUUUUAUGGAUUUAUUUAUGUUUAGAAGCUCAAUAUUCAUUAAGUGUGGUUAUUAUUAGGAUAUAUUUUUUUUUAUUCACAUUAUUAUUAAUAAAUACUUUUUGAUUAUGAAUGAUGAUGAUUAUGUAAAUUUUUGACCCGGCAAAGACUGAGUUACAAAUAUGUGAUGUUGAUAAAUUUCAAACUUUUGUUUUUGUAUUUCAUUUUUGAACCAACAUAUUAUAUAUUAUAUAUAUACCAAUAUCUUAUUAAUAUCAUUAAUGAUAUUAUGCAUAAAAAUUUAAAUGUUUUCAAGUUUUUUUUGAUUUAUUUUUUUUUUUGAACUUAUAACGUAAAAUAAUUUUGUUUUAAUUUUUCUUAUGAUUAUUAUUGAUUAAUAACUGUGUAUGAUGCUAAUUAUUGUAAUUUGUUAUACAGAAAAGAUUAAAAUAUGUAAUGCCACUUAACAUAGAGUUAUUGCUUAUUAUAGAUGUAUGUAAAAGAUUGAAUGAUAUAUAUAUAUAUAUAUUAUAUAUAACAUUAGUAAUUAUUAAUUACACGUAUUGUUCAUAUUUGAUUUUGUUUCUGAUAAGCAUAAGGUAUACUUUAAAAUAAAAUAAUUUGUUUUAUUUUAUUUUAUGUUAAAUACACUCUUUAAUUGUUUUGCUCUUUAAACAAUGAUAUUGAUUAAAAUAUAUAGUCUAUAUUUACAAAUAAACUAUUAUUUUUCCAUGUUAAUUAAUCAAACCUAGUUUAGGUGUGAUACUGUGAUUCCAUUAUAUGAAGAGGAUGUGACCACCAUCAGCACACUAUUCGUUUUCUCUCUGGGCUGUACACAACAUAGAAAAUCAUUUCUUAAAAUGUAUUUUAGUAAUCUGAGACUAACAUCAUCCUUUACAAAAAUAAGGUAUAAUAUUUUUGAAGUUGUAAGUGUUCAAAGCAUUUUUACUAUCCCAAAAAAUGAUGAGUGAUGACAAACACACACGAAAAAAGAAACAUUUCAUACAAUUCAUAAAUAUAUUUAUUAUUCUGUUCAGAAUCUAAUGUGUUAGAUUUAUUAUAAAAAAAUGAGUUAACAAAUAAUUACUUAAAUUUAUAAAAUUAUAUUAUACAAAUAUUUAUUCUACAUAUUUAUAAAUGACAAUAUAUAAUCAUUAUAAUGAUUACAUUAAUGGUUAACAAUAAAAAAUAUAUAAUUUAUUUAAAUUUAAAAUUCAAACAUUGAAAUGUUUUACACAAGUAUUCAAUUUUUUCUAAGAUUUUUGCAAUAAUUUGACCUAGACAAGAUCUUUAAUCAUGUCUGUGGUCGAUGAUUAACAGUUCAAUGUUUAUGAUCCAUUCUAAUCAUAGAGUAUUAUUACUCAGUAUUCUAAUAUCACCAUUCACCUAUACCAGCUACAGUUCUCAACCUUUUUUUUAAUUCGCAUACCACACUACCACCUACACAGUUUGAAAAUUCUUACGUACCACCUGACCAUUUGUUUUUUUGUUUAUCAAUAAUGUAUACGUUUAUGUUUUAUAUAAAGGGAGAUUUUCUUCGCAGUUCGCUUACCACCUAUGAACUUUCCGCGUACCACAGGUUGAGAUUUGAAAAGCGCUGACGUCUUAUACGACUAUAAAUAUUAUAAUCAUAAAAACAAUAUAGAGGAGAUAUCACAGAUUGCAAUAUUAUUCUGUGAUAAUAGUUUGGCGACAACGCUGAUUAAACGAAUUAUAAUAUUGUUAUUAUAGAAAUAUAUACAAUAUAUCUAUUACAUUACAUUACAUAGGUAUUAUUUUCGAUUUUGAUAAAAGAUCAAAUGUCAAUAGUGUCAUCGUUUUAAAACAUGUUAAUGCGAGUGUCCGCCUCGUUAUUUUAAAUAGUUUUUCGAACCACGCAACAUCCAAAGGCAUGGCGAUUGUUUUUGGACUGUCGAAACUGUGUGACCGACACUUUGCGCUCUGUUUGCUGAGAAACCAUUACAAGGUGAGUCCCGAGUAAAAUCUACCGAUUCUCCGUACUUACCAAUGGGUCGCACGGCCCGCCGCCGCUGCAAACCUAUUUCUGACCGCCCUUCCACCGGCUACCAGUUCGAAGUCGUCUCGUUGACUACUUGGAUGAAGUCUCACGGAUGGAAGCCCACCUGCCGGUUAGCGCCCGCCUAUUUUACCGACACCGGACGAGGUCUGAUGGCGGCCCAAAAUAUUGACGCAGGACAACCGCUUGCCGUCGUGCCCGGUCGCCUGGUGAUCACUGUCGACUCCGUGUCCGUGUCACCGUUUGGUAAACAUUUUACCACAGUGUACAAAACACAACAAGUGUUAGCCACAUACUUGAUGUUUGAACGACACAAAGGAUCUGAAUCGUUUUGGCAUAAUUAUAUUGUCUCGUUGCCCACAGUUCUGUCGAAUUCAGCGUACUGCUCCACCGAAAAUUUGCCCGAAGAUUUAUCGAAUAAAGUGCUAGACCAUCAAAACACUAUAUCAACGACAUUCAAUCAAAUCAUGCAUGAAAUGUCUUCCGUUGUUUGUCCACACUGUUUAGACACUUGCAAAAAUAUAUUUACAUUUGAAGUCUAUAAAUGGGCAUGGUCAAUCGUAAAUACUAGAGCUGUUUAUAUAAGUCCAGACUGUAGCUUAAAAAAUAAGAUAAAAUUGUCAGAUGUCAACAAUUUAGCACUUGCGCCAUAUAUCGAUAUGUUUAACCACUCUCCUUUGGCUUGUGUUCGGGCCACAGUCAAUAAUUUAAAUGGUGCGUACACUAUUAUAACUGAAACAAUAUUUAAAAAACACUCUGAAGUGUUUAUUAACUAUGGACCGCAUUCCAAUACUAAAUUAUUUUUAGAAUACGGAUUCGUUGUUCCGUCAAAUCCUCAAGAUUCUGUUCAUUUGUCAGCUAAUGAAAUCAUUUCAAAAACGGGCAAAGAUUUAAAUAAAAAUCGAAUGGAAAAACUUAAAACUUAUGAUUUAUUAGAAGGUCAUUAUUGUACAUCUGAUGGCUUAUCUUGGUCAACCAGAAUCUUAACAUACCUAUUAAUUUAUUCUGAUCGUUUCAAUGAUGAAGAAUUAAAAAACCGAGUGUAUGCAAAUUUAUUUGACCAAAGUGAGGUUGAAGCUAUAUCUAAAAUUGGAGCUGUUGUCAUUAAAGCAAAGUUAGAAGAAAUGAAACAAUGGGAAUCAAAUAUGUUGACCAUAUUAGAAAGUAAUCAGGCUGAGAAGUCAACUGGUUUUGUUGUUGCUACAGAACUGGUAAAGGAGAAUCGGAGAUUACUUGAAAAAUGUUUACAAUCAUUAAAUGUUAAAUAAUAAUCUAUUAAACAUAAUCUGUUGGAAAUAAAUACGUAUAUGUUAAGGUAAA
Messenger RNA from Aphis gossypii (cotton aphid), 5389 nucleotides. RefSeq lists its product as uncharacterized. Gene Ontology annotation, molecular function: MHC protein binding; zinc ion binding; ubiquitin protein ligase activity. Gene Ontology annotation, cellular component: late endosome membrane; early endosome membrane; lysosome. Bases 641 to 1867 code for a protein of 408 amino acids. The record is from RefSeq and is a predicted model, not a curated record. Gene Ontology annotation, biological process: protein polyubiquitination; immune response; antigen processing and presentation of peptide antigen via MHC class II. NCBI's taxonomy places the organism in Eukaryota, Metazoa, Arthropoda, Insecta, Hemiptera, Aphididae. The transcript has 6 exons.